Messenger RNA from Trichoplusia ni (cabbage looper), 1118 nucleotides. RefSeq lists its product as uncharacterized. Lineage: Eukaryota; Metazoa; Arthropoda; Insecta; Lepidoptera; Noctuidae. The coding region runs from base 280 to 1020 and encodes 246 amino acids. The record is from RefSeq and is a predicted model, not a curated record. The transcript is spliced from 3 exons.
CAGAGGUUAUUUUGUAAAAAUGUUUACAUGCCUGGAACAAGCGACCUACACAGCAAACAUUACUCGUUAUGAGGUAUACCUAAACUAACACUGAUUCGUUUCAAUAAAACGAAAUUGCAGCAAACGAACAAUCAUUCGGUUGGUUUUAUUUGUUCUGCGCUUUGUGGAAACUGUACUUAUGCGUCGUAUUGCUUACGUGGCAAGUCCACUAAUUUGACGCACAGACAGGCGUUAUGAUUUCUCUGUAUAAAAAGUCAAUGUUCCGGCACUAUUAGCACAAUGUUAGUUAUCCUGCUGCUGCUCGCGCACGCCGUGAGGUGUCUGGACGUGGAGGUGGUGGGGGAUGUGGCCAUCGACGUGCGCAUGAGCACCGCCAGGAACGGACAGAAGGUGUGGUUCCGGCAGGCGUGGCUGGACGGCACGGAGGAAAAGAACGAGCUGGUCUUCAAGAUGAUGCAGGUGCGACAGAACAUGACGGUGGCGCCCGAGGUGGAGUGCGUCUACCAGUACCCCGAGAAGAACCAGGUCGACGCCUUGCUCAGCAACAUGAUGAACCAGCUCACCAAGGUGUUCGUCCGCGCCAACGACUUCAUCAACGGUCUGGACGAGACGCGGCGCCACGCCAAGCCGCCGCCGCGCUCCGACGACAGCCGCUUCCAGGUCGUCGACAAGAAACAGAAGAAGUUCUUCGAGCUCAUCUACGCGAACAUGACGGAUGAAUACAAUGACUUCUACAACACGACGGCGGUGCGCGUGGACCGGUCGGACCGCGACGCGUGCCAGCACCAGGACGAGGUGAAGCAGAUCUGGCGCGACCUGCUGGAGCAGUCGCAGCAGACGCUGAAGAAGGCGACGCACCGCUGCGUGGAGGAGUUCCUGCGCGAGCAGCGCGUGACGCCGGGCGCGCGGGUUCGCGACCGCCUCGCGCGCUUCCUCGUGCGCGAGCUGGGCAAGGUGCGCGCCAACCAGCUCGACAUGCUCUGCGACACCUACCAGCUCUGCUACAACGACCUGCUCUAGCGACCUCACACGAUACACACCUUUUUUAUUAUAGUAUCGCUACAAAUAUACUUUGUUUCGUAAAACCUCAGAAUAGUUUCAUCUCUACCUUUACAAUA